AAUUUUGUACAAUGUUUAGUAGAGUUGCUGUUUUCCUGUUUCACAUUCGUUACAAAACACAACACAACUCUCUCUCUACACAUCGAAACGACAGGUUUGCCUCCGAAGGUUCGAGAAUCGUAGUGAUAAAGAGACGUGACCAGAGCAGCAAGUGAACGUUACUCACCCCCACUGUAUAUGUUCCCGCUUUUCCUUUUCCCACAUUUUCAUAUCAAAACUCUAAUCCCCUAUUUCCCAUUUUCAGCCUCAAAAACCCUCACUCCAACUUCGCAACGUUUCUCCACGAUCCGCAGGGAAACAGAAAUGGGUUCUUGGGCUAAAGUAUCUGUUCUGACUAAUCAAUUUAUUCCACGGUCUACAACCAAUACUGAAUCUGGCAUGGACUCCAAAUUGGGAGCUGGUUUUUAUAAAAUAUACAGAAAUACAAACAAAAGAAAACUCGGUCUCUCUUUUGCUAGGUAUAAUUAUAAAGUUAGGAGUACUGGUGCUAUGAAAUUUAGCCAAGAUUUAUCUUAUUUUAAAACCGAACAAGAAAUAGGAACUUGGGAAGAACCAGAUACUGGCAGUGACAGUGAGUGUGAUGAUGAAGAAUUUGAGGAAGUUGAAGAUGAGAACAUUGGAUUUGAAAGUGAUUUAGAGGAGGAAGGGAUGAAGACUUCAGUUGUUACUAAUGUUAAUAUAACUUCAGGGGACAACUAUGAAGAACUUAUUAAGAAAGAGGUUGAACAGCUUUUGGAACCUGAAGAAAGAGCAAUAUUGCGACAGAAUAUUACUCCUAACUUGGAAAAAAUAUCAACUGCAAAAUGGAGCCCAUUGCACACUCUUGUGCUAUCAAUGCAGAUGAGUUGUGUGGAUAAGCUUCUUCAAAAUGGUAUUGAUAUUGAUUUACCUGAUAAGGAAUCUCUUACUGCACUUCACAAGGCAAUUAUAGCUAAAAAAGAAGCUGUGAUUAGCCAUCUUUUACGGAGAGGUGCAAGUCCUCAUGUUAAGGAUAAGGAUGGAGCUACUCCACUUCAUUAUGCAGUUCAAGUUGGUGCCAAGAUGACUGUGAAAUUAUUGAUCAAGUACAAGGCCGAUGUCAAUGUUGAAGAUAAUGAAGGUUGGACCCCCUUGCACCUUGCCAUUCAAAGUAGAAAUAGAGAUAUAGCAAAAAUUUUGUUGGUCAAUGGUGCUGAUAAGACAAGGAAAAAUAAGGAUGGAAAAACAGCCCUGGAUCUAAGCCUAUGUUAUGGAAAAGAUUUCAAGUCUUAUGACCUUGCUAAAUUACUGAAGACAUUUUCACUUGACAGUUAUAUAUGAUGUGCGAGAUGCAAUUGGCCAGAACCAGAUUGAAGUUUCAGUUGAAUGAUAGCUGCUGCUAAUUAUCAAGUAAAUCAUACAUUUGGCAUUCAACCAUCUUUAAAGAUCUUUAGGCUGAAAUGGUGGAAAGUUUUGGUGGAACAAUUCAUUAUCUUCUACACCAAUGAUUACUUGGAUUAUUUUGCACAGUUGAAUUGACAACAUUAUCCUGUCAAACAUAUUCUGCUGAUUAUAAGUAGAGAAUAUUAGGGAUCUGCAGACACGAAGUGCAUGGUAAAUUGCUGUUAUUUUAGAUGAGCUGUUGAAGCCACUUUGAUGUAGCAUUAUUUCAACCGAUAACGAAUAACCUAUGAGGACUCAAAUUUUUAUAGUAAUUAAUUGUAACAAGUAGACGUGGUUCAUAAAUUUCUGUUCUCUGUAAGUGUUACAGUUUAAAGUUGUUUAUAAAAUUUGACUGAUAGACUUUGACAUUUGAUUCA
Cajanus cajan (pigeon pea) is the source of this 1778-nucleotide messenger RNA. RefSeq names its product Ankyrin repeat family protein (gene EMB506). The record is from RefSeq and is a predicted model, not a curated record. Lineage: Eukaryota; Viridiplantae; Streptophyta; Magnoliopsida; Fabales; Fabaceae. Gene Ontology annotation, molecular function: protein binding.